CUCAGUCCGCCACUCAGCUCAUCCUCGAUCCUCAUCAUUUUGCUCCAUCGCACCAUCAUGCCUGGUAGCUUAGAAACCCAAUAUAUCAGGCUUGAAGGUGAGUCCCUCCAUAUUACCUUCGUGUCUAUUCCAUGGUCCUCACUCUCUAUCUACAGUCAUCAAUGGAAAGAAUCUUCGUCCUGCGGGCGUAUUCCCGCUGGCUUCUACAUAUCCAUCAAUGUAAACUCUUGUAGACGUUGGAAAUCGGCCAUCAGUGUCUUAUCAUCUGAUGAAUCUGUAGUGUGGGGGGAUUCUGUAACUCUAUCAUCACAUGCCUCACCUGCGUUAUCAGUGGAGAUCAGGGCAUCCUAUGAACUUGGUCGAAUGCUGGGCGGUGGAGAGGUCAUCGGGGAACUUCAAAUGUCGUGGGAUGAGUUAAUCGAUCAUGGAGAUUUAUCCUUCCCACACGUGCGCGGUGUCCAACCUUUCCUCGCACUGAAGGCCGCCGUUACUGCAGGGUUUCUCAAGGACACAGAUGCGGGCCACGCAAGACUUGCCAAUUACAUAGCAAGCGCGAAUGUCUCUCACUUGAACGCUGCUGUAGAACAUUUUCAGUUGGUUCUGGACCAGCGUCCUGUCAGCCAUCCAGACCACGCGGCAGCUCUCACCAACCUUGCGUAUGCGCGCUUUCAAGGAUAUAUCCGAAAUGACCUUCAAGAUAUAGAUUCCAUCACUUCCCUCUUCCGCGACGCCCUUGCAUUGCGUUCGCAGCGCCAUCCCGAUCGUCCCUAUUCUCUAUAUAAUCUCACCCUAGCCCUGACUUGGUACCACAACAAGAAAAGUACUGCUGCCGACAUCCGUGAAGCCGCCCAACUUUAUCAUGAACUACUUCCUCUCUGUUCAGAGGGCACCUGCCUUCAUAGCAUCGCGGCAGGGGCAAACGGUGUUGGUUAUGUGAUCGAGGAAUACAACGAUCUUCUAAUAAACGCCUCUGAUGAAGACAUCCACUUUGGACAAGUCAUCCUCGAGCUCUGUCCUUUGGGCCAUGAACUCCGUCCGAGAACACUUGACAGUCUUUCAUGGGCUCUCAGAUCACGCUUUAGACAGCAUGGCAGCAUCGAUGAUCUCAACACGAGCAUACAACUCGGUCGUGAUGCCAUGUCUCUGUGUCCCGAGCGACAUGCUGACCGUGAUUUCUACCUGGACAACUUGGCCUUAUCACUUGUGUCCCGCUUCCAUCACCAAGGCAAACCUAGCGACCUCAAUGAGGCCAUCUCUUUGUAUGAAGAAGCGCUGUGCCUGUGCCCUGUUGGGCACGAAUCUCGUGAUUACUCGUUGGACAGCCUAGGGAGCGCCUGCUUCACCUGUUUCUUUAAACGCGGCGAUACUGAUGCCCUCACCCGAGCUAUCAACCUCUAUCGCGAGGUACUGAUGUUGCGCCCACCUGGGCAUCCACGUCGUGACAUCACGCUUUGCAACCUUGCCCUCGCGCUCCAAACGAGAUAUGAGAAAUUGCAUCUCAAGGAGGAUCUUAACGAGGCCAUUGAUCUGUAUCGCGAAUCCCUUCGGUUAAUGUGGCAUGACCAUUCAGAGCGCCAUGUAACCAUUUACGGUUUGAGCUCAGUGCUCUGCUCUCGUUUCACGCAAACUCAGGAGAAUGAAGAUGUUGAGGAGGCUAUUACUCUUUGCCAAGGAUUAUUGGCGGCUCUGUCUCCACUGCACCCGGACAGGUAUCUCAGCUACAUGGGGCUGCAGGAGGUUUAUUUGUCUCGUUACCAGAUUCUACAUGACCAUGCUGAUUUGUCGCUCGCUAUGGAGAACUUCAGACUCGCAUCAAGAUACCCUACUCAAGGAUUUCGAGAACGCAUUAUAACAGCCCAGAACUGGGUCACCGCAGCAGAGCAGUAUAGUCAUACAUCUGCACCGGAGGCCUAUGACACAUGUUUCGACCUUGGCGAUUAUUUGGCAACACGAUCAACACUCCCUGUAGAUGCAGCAUCAUGUCCCAUCUGCUGCCACAAUCUACGACACGCAGUAGAAUUCGUGGAGCACGGCUGUGACCAGCAAUGGUCACUGGCAUCUCGACUCAGGACACCAGUUGAAGACCUUGAAUCAGCAAAUCCGACACUAGUGCACAAUUAUUUGGAACUGAGCAAGCACGUUUCCAAUGCUGCCCAGAGUUCUGCGACUAUCACCGACAGAGCUGCUGCUAAUCGGGCAGCUACAGAGUAUAGGAGACUUACGGAGCAGUGGGCAGCUGCAGUAGUUGAGAUACGUGAUCUUCGGGCAUUCUCGCGGUCCCUGCUUCCACCUUUGUACGAAAACUUGCAAGCGGCAUCGAUACUCGCGCAUCGUCAUCAUCGUCCCAACGUCAGGAGACCCCGUCAUGUUCCCUUACCGUCUGUCACUCUCGCAGAGCUGACCAAUCUCAAGGAUCGCUUCGUUAGGGUAAUACGACACGCAUCUAUCAUGGGCCCAAAAGUGCCGCGGAACGAUCUAAUAGUCCUUUUGCGGGCAGUACGGGGCGAGAUCAUGCUGCCCAUCGUCAAUGUCCUCCAGCAUGAUCCGAAAUUAGAAUUCCACUCUCGAAUCUGGCUGUGUCCAACUGCAGCAUUCACGUCUAUUCCUCUCCACGCAGUUCACCCCUUUAAAACGAAGGCAGAUGGCUCUAAGGAGCCAUGCCUGGAAGAUAUCUACGUCUGCUCUCACAUGCCGACACUUUCGGCCCUGGUCAGAUCUAGACAGAUGAUGAAGAAACGUGUCACUCCAUCCUUCGUGACAAUCGGACGGGGUAAACUGGGUGCAGGGAAAGGCAAGGAACUCCUGGCUGUCGACAGCGGGCUCGAGCUUGUCUAUAGGCUCGUCCCUGCGACAGCCAACCGGACCACUAUUUCAGGCGACGCAGCCACACGAGCAGGUGCACUCGAAGCUUUGCGGCGGGACACCUGGGUGCACCUUGCUCGUCAUGGCAAGCAAGACCUUGCGCAGCCUUAUAAUUCGCAUUUCGUCAUGAAAGAUAAACAUCUGAUGUUUCUCGAUAUCAUCGACAUAGACAUUCUGUACGCCGAGUUCGCGUUCUUAUCAGUAUGUUGUACCACCGUCGGCGAUGAUGAGACGCCAGACGAAGUGAUUCACCUCGUAGCCGGUCUUCAGUUUUCAGGGUUCAAGAGCAUCAUUGGCACGCUGCGGGAGGUCGACGAUUCUGUCGCGAAACACGUCGUUGAAGCUUUCUACAAAUAUAUGUUCAAUCUGAAGGAGGGCCUGUACGAAGGCGGCCUGGGCACUCAGCUGUGCUAUGCACGCUCUGAAGACAAAAAUGCCACUUGAGCAGAGGAUGGUUUUUAUUCAUAUUGGCGUGUUGUAUUACUGUCGUCUGGUACAUAUUCACAAGUUGUUGAUCUGCGAUCCCCUUUCAUGAUAUCCUGUUGUAAAAAUGACCCUGAUAUAUUCUUACGCUCUAGCUAUCUCGUUUUCGUAUACUCUGCCGUGUUUUUGUCUACUAGAAUAUU
This is a messenger RNA of Suillus subaureus, 3488 nucleotides long. RefSeq names its product CHAT domain-containing protein. The transcript is spliced from 6 exons. Gene Ontology annotation, molecular function: protein binding. NCBI's taxonomy places the organism in Eukaryota, Fungi, Basidiomycota, Agaricomycetes, Boletales, Suillaceae. The record is from RefSeq and is a predicted model, not a curated record. Bases 58 to 3306 code for a protein of 1082 amino acids.